AUAAAUUGUCAAGCCCUUAUAUGCGACACGUAUGUUUAUUAUCAGUACAUUUUACACGAAACAAUAACAUUUAAAAUGGUGAUGGAACCAUGUGGAACCGGCACUGAUUUAACCAUACCAAUUAUUUUUAUAUCUUCUCUGUUUAAGUUAAUGACAUUAAAUGCGUACCAUUCAACUGACUUUGAAGUUCAUAGAAAUUGGCUUGCAAUUACAUCAAAUCUUCAAAUAUCUGAAUGGUACUAUGAGAAAACAUCUGAAUGGACUUUAGAUUACCCACCAUUUUUUGCUUGGUUUGAAUAUGUUCUAUCUUUUUUGGCUGUAUACUUUGAUCCUAAAAUGUUGGUUAUAGAAAAUCUCAAUUAUGUCAGCAAGAAAGCAGUGUUUUUUCAAAGAUUUUCAGUUGUUGUGUGUGAUCUCUUUCUAUUUUAUGCACUUAAAAGAUAUUGUAUAUUAUGCCUGACAAGAAUAGAAUCAGUGAAUAAAACUAAAGAGGAAUCAUUGUUUGUUAUAUUGGGCGUUCUAAUGAAUGCGGGACUUUUUAUGGUUGAUCAUAUUCAUUUUCAAUAUAAUGGCUUCUUGUUUGGUUUUCUAAUACUUUCAAUUUUAGAAAUGAAACAGGGACGGUUUCUUCAUAGUGCGUUUUGGUUUACUAUUUUGCUAAACUUAAAGCAUAUAUAUGUUUAUGUUGCUCCAGUGUAUUUUGUUUACUUACUAAGAAAUUUUUGCUUUAUCCAAAAUAACAGAUUAAAGUCACAAAGUUAUAUUUGUUCACUAAUUGGUGUGUCGCUUAAAGAUUUUUCAAUAAAACAUUUGAUACAGUUGGGUCUUGUUGUAUUAGCUAUAUUUGGAAUAUCAUUUGGACCCUUUAUUUACAUGGGUCAGAUAACUCAAGUACUAUCUCGCCUUUUCCCUGUAAAGCGAGGUUUAUUACAUGCCUACUGGGCAUGUAAUUUUUGGUCGCUUUAUAGUGGUCUUGACAAAAUAGCAUCAAUAAUAGGUUCUUACCUAGGUUUAAAUGUUGGUUCUAGGCCUGCUUCAUUGACUGGUGGUUUAGUAACGCAGCAAAGUUUUUCCAUGCUUCCAGACAUACCUUUAGUUGUAACUUUUAUCUUCACUGUAAUUGCAAUCUUGCCCUGCUUGAUAAAGAUUUGGUUUAGACCAAAUGAAAAGAAUUUAUUUCUUCCAUGUUUAAUACUUUGUGCAUAUGCAUCAUUUAUAUUUGGCUAUCAUGUACAUGAAAAAGCUAUUCUUAUGGUUACAAUACCAAUGACGUUACUUUCAACCAAGUCAGAGGAAUAUGCUCGAAUAUUUACGAUUUUAUCUAUUACUGCAAAUUUUUCUCUUUUCCCCCUUCUUUACAAGGAGGCAGAGACUCCGCUGAAGUUGUCUUUGUUUUUGUUUUAUACAUUUUUAUCAACUUAUUGUCUUUAUUAUUUUUAUGGCCAGAAAAGCACUUUUCCUGGAUUAGGCAUUCCGUUCAUUAAAAGAUACGAAGCAUUUUACUUAUACGGCUAUAUACCUUUAUUUAUUUAUUGUAAUAUUGGACACAAUAUGAUUGAUCGGAAUGGUAAACUUCCCUUUUUACCGCUAAUGCUGACAUCUUUGUAUUGCUCAAUCGGAGUUAUAUGGUCAUGGUUUUUAAUGUAUGUAAAAUUCAUUAUCGAAUCAUAAAAAGAUAUGCAAGCUUGCUUCAUGACAUGAUUUUACAGAAAUCAAUAUAAAUAAACUUCGCAUUAGGAGAGGGGGGUUGGUGAAGUUUUUUUGAAAUACUGUAACUUCUGAAUAUUUUUAUUUGGAAUAAAUUUUGUAAAUAUAAAUAAAAUAUUAAAAACAUGUAGAAUCUUGAUUGUUUGUUAAAUAAUGAACUGACCAUGAUGCUUGUGUUGCGUUA
Molecule: messenger RNA, 1891 nt
Organism: Hydra vulgaris (swiftwater hydra)
Lineage: Eukaryota; Metazoa; Cnidaria; Hydrozoa; Anthoathecata; Hydridae
Product: dolichyl pyrophosphate Glc1Man9GlcNAc2 alpha-1,3-glucosyltransferase
Biological process (GO): protein N-linked glycosylation
Cellular component (GO): endoplasmic reticulum membrane
Molecular function (GO): dolichyl pyrophosphate Glc1Man9GlcNAc2 alpha-1,3-glucosyltransferase activity
Source: RefSeq, a predicted model, not a curated record